CAUAACACUCAACACACCACACACACACACACACACACACACACACACACACUCACUCCUCACUCACUCACUCUCUCUCUCUCGUCUGUCCGACAGUCACUUAAAUGGCAUUUUCCCGACAUAUACCUGACGGCAAGACCGCCGCCACAACCACCGUUACUAAGAAGAAGUCCGAGGUCCCAACUCCGCCGCCUAACUGCUGCGUCACGUGCCUUGUGAGACUCAUCAGAAAACUGAAGAGAAAAGGGAAGUUGUUGCUGGCUACGACGGCUCGGAGACAAGGGAGAUCGUUGCAAUGCCGGUACGAUCCAAUGAGCUAUUCACUCAACUUCGACGAAGGCGCGUGUGGUUCACUUCCCGGUGAUGAGGAUUAUUACUUUCGGUUCUAUGCAUUUUCUUCGAGAUACGUUACUAAUACUAUCAAAAAGAAACCAUCACUUCCACGUGAAUCCUUCUCUACCGCUUCACAUGAAUUCUAAUGAUUUGUCAUUUGGGGGUAUUUUUUUUUUGUUAGCUUGGUUUUUUAGUUUCUUAGAUUUAAAUCUAUCAUUUGUUGUUCUUAAUUGAAGUACGUGUACUAAGAAAAUGAUAUCACUAUUAGUUUGGACUUUGGAGAAAGUUAUUCUUGUUUUAUGGAACAUAUAUUUGUAAGUUUUAUCAU
Molecule: messenger RNA, 661 nt
Organism: Camelina sativa (false flax)
Lineage: Eukaryota; Viridiplantae; Streptophyta; Magnoliopsida; Brassicales; Brassicaceae
Source: RefSeq, a predicted model, not a curated record